CAAGAUUCAACUAUUUCACCAUGACUGGUCUUGUUAGAGCAUUUCCAAGACUAUUGACUCGUUCAACUGCCUUGAAUCAAUUCUCCAGAGCAUCUGUUUAUCGCUCUACAUCGACUGUUCUUCGUUCGCUGGCUACAACUGUUGCAUCAUCCGAUCCUUCUGUCAAGGAAAAUGCAGUGCUUUACAAGAUCGAGUCAAAAAGAGCCGAAAGUAAACUGGGCGGUGGUCUCAAGCGUAUCGAGGCUCAGCACAACAAGGGCAAACUCACUGCUCGCGAACGAGUUGAUUUGCUGCUUGAUUCUGGAUCGUUUUGUGAAUACGAUGCGUUUGUAGAACAUCAAUGCCAUGAUUUUGGAAUGGCAGACACAAAGAUCACUGGUGAUGGUGUUGUGACUGGGUAUGGAACCGUAAAUGGUCGCUUGAUCUACGUUUUUAGUCAAGAUUUUACUGCAUAUGGUGGAAGUCUUUCAAAGACAAAUGCUCAAAAAAUCUGCAAGAUCAUGGACCAGGCAAUGCUUGUUGGUGCUCCUGUCAUUGGCUUAAACGACUCGGGUGGUGCUCGUAUUCAGGAAGGUGUCGAUUCUCUUGGUGGAUACGCUGACAUUUUCCAAAAAAAUGUGCUGGCCUCUGGUGUUAUUCCUCAAAUCUCUCUUAUCAUGGGUCCUUGUGCAGGUGGUGCGGUAUACUCUCCGGCACUCACUGACUUUACAUUUAUGGUGCGCGAUACAUCUUAUCUUUUUGUUACUGGGCCCGAGGUUGUCAAGGCUGUCACUAAUGAGCAAGUCACCCAGGAAGAGCUCGGUGGAGCUGGUCCCCACACCACCAAAUCAGGUGUUGCACAUUUGGCCUUUGAUAAUGACAUUGAAGCGCUUACUCGUCUUCGCGAAUUCAUCGACUUUUUACCACUUUCCAACCGUCAUCCCAUUCCUGUUCGUCCCACCGAUGAUCUACCCAAUCGCAAAGACUCUGCACUGGACAUUCUUGUCCCUUCAGACUCUACUAAAGCGUAUGAUAUCAAGGAUGUCAUUACCCGUGUUGUUGACGAUGGCAACUUUUUUGAAAUCAUGCCCGACUUUGCUAAAAACAUUGUUGUUGGGUUUGGUCGUCUUGAUGGUGAAACCGUAUCCAUCAUUGCUAAUCAACCCACUGUAUCCUCUGGUGUUCUUGACAUCAAUGCAUCCAUCAAGGCUGCUCGAUGGGUCCGGUUUUGCGAUGCCUUUAAUAUUCCGCUUUUGACAUUUGUUGAUGUACCCGGUUUCCUACCCGGCACUGCUCAAGAGCACAACGGUAUUAUUCGUAAUGGUGCUAAACUGCUUUACGCUUAUGCUGAAGCCACCGUUCCCAAAAUCACCGUCAUUACUCGCAAGGCUUAUGGUGGUGCUUACGACGUCAUGAGCUCAAAGCAUCUUCGUGGUGACAUGAACUACUCUUGGCCAACAGGUGAAAUUGCCGUGAUGGGUGCCAAAGGUGCAGUCGAAAUCAUUUUUAGAUCCGUCAAGGAUAAAAGUCAAGCAGAAGCCGACUACAUCACCAAAUUUGCCAACCCACUCCCAGCUGCUCAGCGUGGAUUCUUGGACGAUGUCAUCAUGCCCUCUGAAACUCGAGCGCGAAUCAUUCGAGAUCUAAAAAUGCUCAAAACUAAAAAACUUGUCAAUCCUUAUAAAAAGCAUGGUAACAUUCCUUUGUAAUUGCACGGGGUUGUGGUUUGAUCUCUGAUACGUUUGUUGUAUACCAAUAAACAAUCGUUUUUCGGC
Molecule: messenger RNA, 1754 nt
Organism: Batrachochytrium dendrobatidis JAM81
Lineage: Eukaryota; Fungi; Chytridiomycota; Chytridiomycetes; Rhizophydiales
Exons: 7
Coding region: 21-1688 (555 amino acids)
Cellular component (GO): mitochondrion
Molecular function (GO): propionyl-CoA carboxylase activity
Source: RefSeq, a predicted model, not a curated record